Molecule: messenger RNA, 3816 nt
Organism: Amphiprion ocellaris (clown anemonefish)
Lineage: Eukaryota; Metazoa; Chordata; Actinopteri; Pomacentridae
Gene: cercam
Product: cerebral endothelial cell adhesion molecule
Exons: 12
Coding region: 107-1885 (592 amino acids)
Source: RefSeq, a predicted model, not a curated record
UUUUUUUUCCUUUUUUUUCUUUCUUGGACUGCUGACGCGUACAGCCGGAUACGUGCUGCUCUCUCCGGCACCGUUGGAUUAUUCCGCGUCCUCUCCAGCCUCCACCAUGUUCCUGCUUCACUUUCUAGUGUUCGGGGCCUUCGUUUUACACGCUGGAUGUUACUUUUCGGAGGAAAAGUUUCCGGAGGAGUCGAAAAUGCAGCCUCCCACCGUGGUGAUCGCGAUCAUAGCCAGGAACGCCGCGCACUCGCUGCCCUACUACCUCGGAGCUCUGGAGAGACUCAACUACCCCAAAGAUCGCAUCUCAGUGUGGGCAGCCACAGAUCACAACCUGGACAACACCACGGCUCUACUGAAAGAGUGGCUGACUGUCAUGCAGAAAUAUUACCACUAUGUUGAGUGGAGACCGAUGGACAAACCCACGUCCUAUGCAGGAGAGUUGGGUCCUAAGCAUUGGCCCAACAGCAGAUAUGAAUAUGUGAUGAAGCUGAAGCAGGCAGCGCUCAACUUUGCCAGGAAACGCUGGGCCGACUACAUCCUGUACGCUGACACAGACAACAUCCUGACAAACCCAGACACCCUCAACCUGCUGAUAGCAGAGAACAAAUCAGUCAUCGCUCCCAUGUUAGACUCCCAGGGAGCGUAUUCCAACUACUGGUGUGGCAUCACUCCGCAGGGAUAUUAUCGUCGAACAGCAGAGUACUUCCCCACCCGUCACCGCCACAGACAGGGCUGCUUCCCAGUGCCGAUGGUCCACAGCACCGUGCUGCUGGAUCUGAGGAAGGAGGGAAUGAAGAAACUGGCUUUCUACCCUCCUCAUGAUGACUACUCGUGGCCCUAUGACGACAUCAUUGUUUUUGCCUUUUCCUGUCGUUCUGCAGAGAUCCAGAUGUACUUGUGUAACAAGGAGCGCUAUGGCUACCUGAACGUUCCAGCCAAACCUCACCAUACCUUAGACGAUGAUCGCCUCAACUUUGUCCACGUCCACCUGGAGUCCAUGAUUGAUGGUCCCCCCAUGUAUCCCUCCCACUUCAUCCACAUGUUCCCAAAACAGAGAGACCUCAUGGGAUUUGAUGAGAUAUUUCUGAUUAAUCUGCGACGCCGUCCGGACCGCAGAGACAGGAUGUUGUUCUCUCUGAACGAGCUGGAGAUCGACGUCAAGGUUGUGGAUGCCGUGGAUGGAAAUGCACUGAACAGCAGCGACAUCAAGAUCCUGGGUGUCGACCUGCUGCCGGGUUACUACGACCCGUUUUCUGGACGCACUCUGACCAAAGGAGAAGUGGGCUGCUUCCUCAGUCACUACUACAUCUGGAAAGAGAUGGUGGACGUGCAGAUGGAUAAGGCGCUGGUCCUCGAAGAUGACGUCCGUUUCCAGGCCAACUUCAAGCGACGCGUGCUCAGACUGAUGGAGGAGGUGGAGCAGGUGGAGCUGGACUGGGACAUCAUAUACUUCGGGAGGAAGCAGGUGAAUCCUGGAAAUGAGGAAGCAGUGGAGAACGUUCGGAACUUGGUGGUGGCCGACUACUCAUACUGGACUCUGUCUUACGCCAUCUCCCUUCAAGGAGCCCAGAAGCUGCUCAACGCUGAGCCUCUUUCCAAGAUGCUACCUGUUGAUGAAUUCCUCCCCAUCAUGUAUGACAAACAUCCCAAUGAGGACUACAUGUCCCACUUCCCCAACAGAAAUCUCCAAGCCUUCAGUGUGCGCCCCCUGCUGGUGCAGCCGUGUCACUACGCCGGUGACCCCCAGUGGGUGAGCGACACGGAGACGUCGACCCUGUGGGACGACGACUCGGUGAGGACCGACUGGAGGGGCUCCCACAAGACCCUGAAAGGGGCGUCGCCGCCACCCGAGAUGCUGUCAGCUGCCUACAGGGAUGAACUUUAGUGCAGCAGCAGCAACGAGGCUGUGGAGAACCUGCAGGUCAAAAGGCCACGAGGUCAGAGAGACAGAUGCUGAGAAGAGAAAGUGUUCUCAGACUUUAUUUCAGUCUCCUCUGUGACAUGCUCAGUGUCAUUUAAACUGGACUUUGGUUAUUUCCAAUGCGGUUUAUUAAGUGUUUGGAUGGAUUCAUGGGGGAAACAGCAUCAGGGACAGAGUUUGCUGAGGCUGCGUCUUAGCAUUUCAAAUGCACAAACUUGCACAACAGAUUUUUCUCGAGAACAAUCCAGUGUUUAGAAUGUUUGUUUUUUUUUACUUUUAGACAUUUAUUUGCCUAAUCCAUGCAGGCUGUACAGUUUUUAUGGAUGAUAUCAAGGUCAGAUCCUUUGGUUUAAAUGUAUGCCUGUGAUGGUUGCAUGUUUAUAAUGCUAAUUGAAGUUUUUUUAAGAACGUGACAAUGAUGUGACUUUUCAAAGAAUAGUUGUUAAUCUGUUGAUCGCAGACUGAGGCUCCAGUAGCUGCACUGUUCACAACUCUUGGAAAGUCUGGACAGAAGUCUGAUAUUAUUUCUUUUUUUUUUCCUUUCUCUAUGUUGGUGUCUGUGUCUUCUUAUCCAUUUCUCUGGUUUUGUAUGUUUUCCAGUGCGAUUCUUGAGCAAUACAAUUGUGUCAAAGUAAUAUUUCUCUCAACAUGAACAGUUUUAAAGCUGACAUAUUGGACCUAUGGACAGUAUUGAACUGUUUCAGUGGUAUUCAUCAACUAUUUUGUUAGUAGCUCUAAAACAUUGAAUGUUUGCAUUUGAACAAUUUAAGCCUCCUUAACAUAUUUUGUUUUGAUGGAUUAACUUGGACUACCUUCUACUCUAUAGCUGUUUUAAUACUUGUACGUUUCACAUGUGGCCUUACAAGCUGAACUCUGCAGUCAGAGUUAGUGUGAUUCCUGUAUUUCCACCAAGUGCUCUUUUGCACACUGAUAUUUUUCAUUUUUAUAUUUAUUUAGGUCGCACAAUUUUCAAUGCUUAAGAUCAAUCCAAGCAUAAUAAUUACAAAUUUACCUACCAAAGAGAGAAGAGUGCGCUGCCAGUGUAUCUGACAUUACUCCAAUGUAAUUAAAAAAGUAAUUUAACCUUUAAUAGCUCCACACUAACUGGAAACAAAAGGCCUGUGUGUAAUUUCAGGCCGUCUUAAUUGGCAAUGCGUAUCCUUGGCAUUGUACUACUGCAGAAUGAUUUAACAAGUCAGUGAGAACAUUUUGUGUUUUAUCACGCUGCCACAAGAGACGUGCUCUAGAAAAAUAAGCAAAGUCAUUCAGUGAGUGUUCAAAUAAUUUGUAUAGUGUAGCUUUGAUUCCGCUGUCUGUGUAGAUUCUCAGUCAUCCAGGUCGUGUAAAAAUGCAACUCUUUUAGACUUUUGAGCAAAAACGAGUCUGGGUGUCGUUUACUGAAGCUCCUAUUAUGUGGCGUUUAGCAUUUUUCAGUUUUUAGAGGAGAAUCAACCUCCUUCUUGAGCUUUAUCCUAUUUUUAAAAAUUAUAAAUUAGCCCAUGUGUGUUGUAGCAGAAGUCUAAAAGCAAUAUUAAAGCAAAACCUUCAAUAUUUUUAUGUAGCAUCACUGGGAUCCAUCUCACUCCAGGAAUGUCUAGUCAGAGCAACAAUGCAAGUGACUUAAUUCUGGUGUCUCUCGUGACACUAAAAUUAUACUGCUUGUUGGUUUAUCUUGUUCUCUUUGCCUGCAUAUGUCUUAAUUUAUUUGUCGCAUCUUUCUAAAUGUGGUUGAGAGAUAUGACACAUGAUGUACAGCAUGCAAUCAAAGCGCAAUUUCUUUUCUGAGUCUUUCAGUGUCUUUGAGCAACACACUUUUAGUCAUGUUUAAAACAGAAUGUCAGGACAACUGGAGAGCAAACUGUCCAAUUGUUAAUAAAAAGAGCUUUUUGAAAGUC